GUGAGCGUUACGACAGACUCCGCCGUAAGAUAGUGGGCAACUUCCGACUGCGAGAAGCGCAACCCAACGCCGAGUAUCAGUCGACAUAUAAACCAAAUACGCGCACACUGGGUUCGCGUUCGUGACAAAUAUCAGUCCACAGGUACUGUAAACACUUGCUUUUCAUCAUUUCUGGGUGGAUUAACAAAGAAUUGUCGCCUUAGCGGAAGCGCACUGCCAACCACCGACUCGUGGUUGUUGUUUAUGAAUACAUCUACCAAAGAGCAGCAGGAAGACAUGUACGGAAUGGCAGGAAUGCCCGAUCUUCUACCACCGGCAGGUGCACUACAGCCUAGUCCUGUGAUUCCCUACGACCACGGACAAGCGGAGAGAAACGCCGCCCCACGCAGAACGCAGAGAGCCCCAAAACUCGGACAGAUCGGCCGGUCAACGAGAGUGGUUAUUGAUGAUGAGGAUCUGGAUGACAUAAUAAACAAUAACAGAAGUUUCCCAGCAUCACAGAGAGUGUCACCUGUUGCCUAAUUCAUGACAGACUG
Messenger RNA from Triplophysa rosa, 536 nucleotides. RefSeq lists its product as uncharacterized. Gene Ontology annotation, molecular function: calcium-dependent protein kinase inhibitor activity; protein kinase binding. Gene Ontology annotation, biological process: negative regulation of protein kinase activity. The record is from RefSeq and is a predicted model, not a curated record. Bases 244 to 522 code for a protein of 92 amino acids. The transcript has 3 exons. Lineage: Eukaryota; Metazoa; Chordata; Actinopteri; Cypriniformes; Nemacheilidae.